This is a messenger RNA of Hibiscus syriacus, 1798 nucleotides long. RefSeq names its product probable pectinesterase/pectinesterase inhibitor 34. NCBI's taxonomy places the organism in Eukaryota, Viridiplantae, Streptophyta, Magnoliopsida, Malvales, Malvaceae. Bases 104 to 1792 code for a protein of 562 amino acids. Gene Ontology annotation, biological process: cell wall modification. Gene Ontology annotation, molecular function: pectinesterase inhibitor activity; pectinesterase activity. The record is from RefSeq and is a predicted model, not a curated record. The transcript is spliced from 5 exons.
AAGUAAUUUCGCAGCCACCCAAAGAAGAAAAUUACAAUGGGAUACGACAAGCUCCGACGACCGGAGACCGGAAUAUCCUCAGAAUAAGAAGACAAGGCUUGUUAUGAUUUCAUUUAUUACUCUGGGAAUGAUUAUCGUCUCGGCUGUUAGUGCGGGGAUUGCAAUCGUGGUCCGUGAACGAGCUGGAUGCGCCACCACGAUCCGCCGUAAGCCCACCCAAGCUAUUUCCAGGACGUGUAGCAAGACUCGGUUCCCGAACCUCUGUGUUGACUCGCUCCUCCAGUUCCCUGGCUCGCUCAAUGCUAGCGAGCAAGACCUCGUCCACAUUUCGUUCAACAUGACGUUGCGGCACUUCAGUCAAGCACUUUACACAACGUCGUUGAUCUCCCCCGUCCGGAUGGAUCCACAAGUGCGGUCGGCGUACGACGACUGCCUCGAGCUUCUGGAAGAUUCCGUGGACGCACUCUCCCGGUCUCUCUCCUCCGUUGUUCCUUCUAAGGACGGCAACGACUCCAAAGGCGUUUCGUCAUCCCAUGACGUGAUGACAUGGCUGAGGUCAGCGUUGACAAACCACGACACGUGCACGGAGGGGUUCGAGGGAGUGAGCGGGGAAGUGAAAGAUCAAAUGGCGGCGAGACUGAAGAACUUAUCGGAGCUCGUGAGUAACUGUUUGUCGCUAUUCGCGGCGAUCGGUAAAGACGAUUUCGAAGGAGUAGUGUCGGUGCAGAACAGGAGGUUGCUUGCGUCUGGUGGUGAAAAUGUUGACGGGGAACAACAAUUCUCGAAAUGGUUGGGGAGGAAGGAAAGGCAAUUGUUGAACACUCCAGUGUCGGCAAUCCAGGCUGAUAUACUUGUCUCGAAAGACGGAAACGGCACCGUUAAGACGAUUAACGAGGCGAUUAAAAAGGCGUCGGAACAUAGUACUCGGCAGAUCAUCAUUUACGUGAAGGCAGGAAGGUAUGAGGAGGAAAAUUUGAAGGUGGGAAUGAAGAAAAUAAACUUGAUGUUUAUUGGCGACGGAAAGGGUAAAACAGUAAUUUCGGGAGGUAAAAGUGUAUUUGACAACAUGACGACGUUCCACACCGCUUCCUUCGCAGCAACCGGGGCUGGUUUUAUUGCAAGAGACAUGACAUUUGAGAACUGGGCCGGACCAACCAAACAUCAGGCUGUGGCUCUUCGUGUCGGGGCGGACCAUGCCGUGGUUUAUCGUUGUAACAUCAUUGGGUACCAGGACACUCUAUAUGUUCACUCCAACAGACAAUUCUACCGUGAAUGUGAUAUUUAUGGCAUGGUUGAUUUCAUCUUCGGUAAUGCCGCUGUGGUGCUCCAGAACUGUAUCAUUUACGCUCGGGAACCAAUGGCCUUACAAAAGAACACGAUAACGGCUCAAAACCGAAAAGAUCCGAAUCAGAACACAGACAUUUCAAUCCAUGCAUCUCGGAUUCUACCCACUUCGGGUCUCGUCGGAACCAACAGUAGCUUCCAAACAUAUGUAGGUCGUUCGUGCAAACUGUAUUCCAGGACCGUGGUCAUGAUGUCUUACAUGAGCAACCACAUUCACCCUAGGGGAUGGCUCCAGUGGAACGACACAUUUACCUUGGAUACACUAUAUUACAGCGAAUACAAUAAUAACGGGCCGGGAGCGGCAAUCGGGCAACAAAUCGGGUGGUCCAGGUAUAGAGUCAUUACAUCAGAGGUCGAAGCAAGCAAAUUUACAGUUGAACAGUUCAUUUAUGGGUCAUCAUGGUUACCAUCAACUGGGGUUGCUUUCUUGGCUGGUUUACAAAUUUAAAAUUUU